Molecule: messenger RNA, 3368 nt
Organism: Arachis duranensis
Lineage: Eukaryota; Viridiplantae; Streptophyta; Magnoliopsida; Fabales; Fabaceae
Exons: 15
Coding region: 312-2993 (893 amino acids)
Biological process (GO): maturation of SSU-rRNA
Cellular component (GO): Noc4p-Nop14p complex; small-subunit processome; nucleolus
Source: RefSeq, a predicted model, not a curated record
AAAAUAAAAAUAAAAAUACUCAAACCAAUCAAUACAUAAAUUUUAAAUACAUUUAUUUUGUAUCUAUUAAAUAAAAAAAAUUUAAAACCUUAGUUUAUCAUGUGCCCUUACUAAAGCCUUGGCUAAUUCAUAGAAAUUGUAUCAAUUUGUACCGUAGAAUCCACUUAUUCAGAAACCCUAAACCCUGCGUCUCCUUCCCGCUGUGCAAGUGUGCAAGUGCAACACAACAAACGAACACAAACAAAAGGCCAAGGGGGACACUGUUCUUUUUACUUCCCUAACCCUCUGACACUGUUCUCUAUCGCCAUACCAUGGGGAAGACCAAGAAGAACAAGAAGAGCAACAAGAAAUCCGGUCCUGAUGCCGUAGCCAUGAAAUUGAAAGCAUCUUCUAAGGGCGCCAACAACCCUUUCGAGUCCAUCUGGUCUCGAAGGAAGUUUGACGUCCUUGGACAGAAGCGCAAGGGGGACACCCGCCGCAUCGGCCUCGCUCGCUCUCUCGCCAUCGAGAAGAGGAAGAAGACACUGCUGAAGGAGUACGAGCAGAGCACUAAGUCUUCGGUGUUUGAGGAUAAGCGAAUUGGUGAGGGAGAUGAAGCACUUGAUGAGUUUGGCAAGGCUAUCUUGAGAACCCAGCGAGAACGCCAGUUGAACAUGAAACUAAGCAAGAAAAGCAAGUAUCACCUGUCGGAUGAAGAGGAUGAUUUUGAUGAACCUAAUGCUUUGGGUUUGGGAAGAGAUGAUUUUGAGGAUGAAAUGCUUCCAGACGAUGAUGGUGACGAAGCUUAUGAAACUAAAAGAAAAUCAGCUUCGGGGCUGCAUAUGCAGAUUCCAACGGAGACAAGUGUGGCUGAAGGUGAAGCAAAUAAGAAGAAAAGUCAUGCGGAGGUUAUGAAGGAAAUUAUUGCAAAAAGCAAAUAUUUUAAGGCUGAAAAAGCGAAAGAAAAGGAAGAAAAAGAAGAAUUGCUUGACGAAUUAGAUAGGAAGUUCACUUCUUUGUCUCAAUCUCAAGCAUUAGUUUCUCUAACGAAACCGAAUAAUUAUUCUGAGCAGGAAAAACCAGAUGAGUAUGACAUACUUGUCAAACAAAUGGGACUGGAGAUGCGUGCUCGUCCUUCAAAUAGGAUAAAGACACCAGAAGAGAUAGCUCAAGAAGAAAGAGAACAUUUAGAGGAAAUGGAGAGAUUUGUCCUUGUCCCUUUGGCUUCUGAAGAUUCAAGUGAUGAAGACAAUGAAGAUUCAGAAAAGGCAUCUAAACAGAAUCCAAGAUCUCUAUCUGGUGAUGAUCUUGGUGAUUCCUUCUCUCCAAAUGAAGAAACUAUGGCUAAGAAGGGUUGGAUUGAUGAGAUUCUUGAAAGAAAAGACGAGGAAGAUUCUGACAGUGAAAAGAGUGAUGGUGAAUAUUCCGAUGACUUAGGAAGCUCAGAAGGUGCUGAUGAGGAUCUUGAUGAUCAUGAGAAGGAUCUUUCUUUAAAAGAUUGGGAGCAAAGUGAUGAUGAUAAUAUUGGAAUAGAUCUGGAAGAUGAAGAUAAUGAGGAAGAAAGCAAAGAAAGAACUUCAGAAGAAGUUGAUGGGAAAAAUUUUGUGGGUACGAGUUCAAAGAAAGACAUGAAGGAUCCUUUACAAGCCAAAAAAAUAGAUGUUGGAGGAAAACAGUCGAAAGAGUUGGACAUACCUUAUAUAAUUGAAGCCCCCAAGAACAUUGAAGAAUUAUAUUCCCUGCUGGAUAAUUGCUCUAUUUCUGAUACCAUCCUAGUAAUCAACCGGAUUCGGAAAAGCAAUCCAAUCACACUUGCAGUGGAAAAUCGCAAGAAAAUGCAAGUAUUUUAUGGGGUAUUAUUGCAGUAUUUUGCUGUUAUGGCAACCAAGAAACCUUUGAAUGUUGGGUUACUCAAUAUGCUAGGGAAACCAUUGAUAGAGAUGAGUAUGGAGAUACCAUACUUUGCUGCAAUAUGUGCUCGUCGCAGAAUAGAGAGUAUUAGAAAGCAGUUUGUUGAGAGUAUCAAGAAUCCAGAAAGCAGCAGUUGGCCUUCUACAAAGACAUUAUUUCUCUUACGAUUGUGGUCCAUGAUAUUUCCAUGCUCUGACUUCAGGCAUCCAGUUAUGACCCCUGCGAUUCUAUUGAUGUGCGAGUAUCUCAUGCGUUGCCGGAUAGUAUCUGGUCGGGAUAUUGCCAUUGGCUCUUUCUUAUGCUCAAUGCUUCUCUGUGUAUUUAGACAGUCGAGAAAGUUUUGUCCUGAAGCAAUAAUGUUCCUCCAAGAUGCGCUGAUUGCAGCGGCUGAGAGUAAUAUUUCGCAUACAGAUUCACAGGCAUAUCAACCUAUGGAACUGAAAGCUCUCAAGCCUGUGUUGUGCAUAUGUGAAACUGUAAAUGAGAUUAGUCCUCUGAACUUUUUCCAGAUAAUGGACAUGCCGGAGGACUCUUCUAUUUAUUCUUCUGAUAAUUUCAGGGCUAAUGUGUUAGUUGCUGUUGUCGAAACUCUACAAGGAUAUGUCGAAGUGUAUGAAGGCUUAAGCUCAUUUCCUGAAAUAUUUUUACCAAUUUUGAGGAUUCUAUUUGAGAUAUCAGAACAGAAAAAUAUGCCAAAUGCAUUAAGAGAGAAAAUUAAAGAUGUGACUGAGCUAAUUAAGGCGAACAUAGAUAAACAUCACACUUUGAGGAGACCACUUCAAAUGCGAAAACAAAAGCCAGUACCAAUCAAAUUAUUGAAUCCCAAGUUUGAGGAGAAUUACGUCAAGGGUAGAGAUUAUGAUCCAGACCGUGAACGAGCCGAAAUGAGAAAGUUGAAGAGACAGUUGAAGCGUGAAGCAAAAGGAGCUGCUCGUGAAUUGCGUAAAGACAAUUAUUUCUUGCUUGAGGUGAAGGAUAAAGAAAGGUCUUUACAAGAAAAAGAAAGAACUGAGAAGUAUGGUAGAGCUAAGGCAUUCCUUCAAGAACAAGAACAUGCUUUCAAAUCUGGACAACUGGGAAAAGGGAGGAAGAGGAAGAGAUAAAUUUAACUUCGGCUUUCUUUGAUACUGCGUUAACGAAUUGAGACAUGCAUGGGCCCCUACUUCACAUUAAAGAGCUCAAGGGAUUGCUUUUCUUGUAGUCUAAGUCAGCAUGGAGCAUGCCAUUCGACCCGCAUUGGUUGUCACUAAGUACGCUUUCCACUUCCUGCUCAAUCUUUAGGAGUUGAAGCAGAAAUGAUGCAGGUUAAUCUUCUUGAAAAGAAAGUGUGUGUUGGUGAUUGUUAGCGGGAAGAUACCAAUUUUGUUUGAAAUUUAAUACUUAAGUGCUUGUAAUAUUCAAAUUACAGAAAGGAGUCCUAAAACUUUGUACGCUGAAAGGUGAAUAAUAUAUUGAGGCAAAAAAUUUUGUUGGAGUAA